Molecule: messenger RNA, 1979 nt
Organism: Homalodisca vitripennis (glassy-winged sharpshooter)
Lineage: Eukaryota; Metazoa; Arthropoda; Insecta; Hemiptera; Cicadellidae
Gene: Syb
Product: synaptobrevin-1
Exons: 6
Coding region: 486-827 (113 amino acids)
Biological process (GO): vesicle-mediated transport; vesicle fusion
Cellular component (GO): SNARE complex; plasma membrane
Molecular function (GO): SNAP receptor activity; syntaxin binding
Source: RefSeq, a predicted model, not a curated record
AUUUAUUUCAUUAAAACUUUAAAAUGCACAAAAAAUUAACUAAAGACAUGUCCGAAGUUUAACUUAUUCAGUUACUGUAAUCAAACUAUGAUUUUUGUUCAUUGAAGCUUUUAUUAGAUAAUGACUAAUGAGGAUAAUAGACAACUUGGCAUAACUGGAACUUCUCAUCACUGACUAUACAGCCAGUGACGUAGACGGAGGUCUUGAUCACUGCUGACUAAAUGACAGGUGUGGACCGAGUACUACUUUUACUGUUGUUUGUCUAGUUUCAUAAGUGAUAUUAACUUUAAUCCUUUUCGUUAAUGUGUGAUUGAGAGUGAUUCUAGCACAGUUAUUAGCGAAGUCUGUUUAACAAAUUAAAAACUCCGCAACUCUCAUAUAUAAUUCCGUCUUUUAUGUGAAAAUUGUCUUCAUAAUCCAGAUUCAGCCUGUUGAAGGGUACUGGACAUUAGGCUACAACAAAGUAUUUCAUUUGAGCAUAAACCAUGGAUUAUUCAGGAACAUCGACGGGUGGGACCAAGACCAACCAAGACACAUCAAAGCGUAUUCAGCAAUCUCAGGCUCAGGUGGAUGAGGUUGUUGGAAUUAUGCGGGUUAACGUUGAGAAGGUUUUAGAACGAGAUCAGAAACUAUCCGAACUCGAUAAUAGAGCAGAUGCUUUACAACAAGGAGCCUCUCAGUUUGAGCAACAAGCUGGUAGACUAAAGAGAAAAAUGUGGUGGAAGAAUGUGAAGAUGAUGAUAAUAAUGGGUGUGAUUGCAGCGACUCUCUUGAUAAUAAUUAUUGUAUGGAUCUGGAAUGGUACUGAGCAGUCUGACUCUAAUUAACAUUCCGCCGCCACGUAUCCAGAAACAGCAUGUUUAAAUAUUUUUGUAUAAAGAUGUUGGAAAAUAAAUUUAUUGCUACUUAUUUAAUAAUAAUAUCUUAUAGAACAAUAUUUUGGUUAGAUUACAUUACUGAUUUAAUCUGCCAGAGGUAGUUUAGUAUUGUUCCAAGACCACUUUGAAUGUAUGUAGGUUAAAUAAAAUAAAUCAUAAUAUGUAUGUCUGAUACUAAAAAUUUAUUAAAUGUUAAUCUAUGAUGUAUUUUAAACAGAUUUAUUCUUAAAUGUUGUAAGUCUUAUUUAUUUUGUGUAAAAUGUUUAUAAACUUAACAAGCUAUUGACAAAUUAAAUUUGUUAUGAUCCUCUUUAUCUGUAAUGCAUUGUGUAUAAAAUGGUUUCUAUGCAAAACAAGAGUAUUUUACAUUUUGGCAAUAAUGUCACAGUCUUUUCUGUUAUUAAUGUUUCUUCAGAACAAGCACUCCAUGCUUCCUCAUUAGGUUCAUCCAACAGAUAAUUGUGAAUUUAAUUUCCAGCUUUUAGUAAAAGCACAUUGCAAUUCAGUAAGGUUGUGAGACAAGCUAGAAUGAUAAGCAAAUUUAUUACCUCACGCACGGUUCAUGAGUAUAUAACUGAAGGUAAUGUCAACAUUAUAUUGUAGGUAUUUAGAACCAAUGGAUCGGUAGAUUCAGUUCUAUUGCAACAAAUUAAGUGAAAGAGUAAUAUUAUUUUUAUAUAGAGCCUACUGAUAAAACCUGUGUUAAUUAUUAAUGUAACAAUGUUAAGCAUAAUAAUGGAUACAUUACAUCUAUGUGACCACACAAGUUGUGUUUUUACUGCAGGUUAGAAAUAUUAAUUCACAGUUUUAUUUCACACGGAGUUGCAGUUUUAAGCCAAUUAAUGUCACCAAUCUGUACAAUAAUUUAGUUAAUAUGUUAUUCCUUUAAUUGUAUUUUAUAUAGGAUUAGUUCUUAAAUAAUAUAAAAGUAUAUUGUUGUAGUUAAUGACAAUUGUAUCCAUUUUAUGACAUAAGAAAUCAACAAUCAAAUAUGUAUUUAAAGAGUUAUUACAUGUAAAUUAAUGUUAAAACACUUUGUUAUUACAUUUUGUAAAAUUUAUAUAAGUAAUUCAUAAUAUAUAAAUAUUGUAAUAAACAUAA